Molecule: messenger RNA, 504 nt
Organism: Rodentolepis nana
Lineage: Eukaryota; Metazoa; Platyhelminthes; Cestoda; Cyclophyllidea; Hymenolepididae
Source: the annotation of a GenBank genome assembly
UUGCCAUUUAUUCCUUCAGGUAACUACACGGGUAGCCCAGCUGUCAACGCAGCGUCAUUUCAUGGAGAUCAGGCUCGUGAUGAAGCAAUUACUGUUGAGGAAGAUUUUGGAGCUCAAUCUGGUUCGCAUUUGCCAAACAACCCAGAAUUUAUCCACGGAAACCCCAGAAUGAAUAGUGAUAAUGAUCCAGUUCUGCACAUCGGCCAUAAAUAUGAUCGAAAACCAGAAGGAGGCAUCGAUGAUGAUAUUGACUUGGAAUCUUUAGAUCCUCUCAAGAACAAGAACUCUAAUGAUUCGGAUCAGCACCGCCACCAUACUUAUGGUAAGUCGGAAUUUCCAAAUGUAGUGCAUGUUUCUUCACCACAAUCCAACUCCUGCUUACCAACGGGCUGCAUUUUUGCAGGCAUUUUGGAUCAAAGCGAUAAAAAUGAAUCUGAAAUGCGGAUUAAAGAGCGCCCUGGUGGUAAGUUGGAAAUGUUCUACUUUAUGGAAUUUCGCAAGUAA